Messenger RNA from Lentinula edodes (shiitake mushroom), 3393 nucleotides. Its product is annotated as putative nonribosomal peptide synthetase. The transcript has 15 exons. The record is from RefSeq and is a predicted model, not a curated record. Gene Ontology annotation, molecular function: phosphopantetheine binding. NCBI's taxonomy places the organism in Eukaryota, Fungi, Basidiomycota, Agaricomycetes, Agaricales, Omphalotaceae. Bases 99 to 3308 code for a protein of 1069 amino acids.
UGUUUAUCGCUUACCCGAGGUUAUCUCACGUCUACAUCUUGACCAACAGCUACAAAUGAACGCCGCAGAAAGAAGAUUUUGCAAACGCUUUUCCCUCCAUGUCUCCUCCUCUUCCAGAUCUUGACUCACCCGUCAGCAUACCGGAAAUUCUCCAAUACUAUCUCGAUAACAAUCCCUCUUUCGCAGCCUACGUAUAUCCAGAGCAUGGGACUGGAGACCUCGCCGAAAUAUCGAUGCUUGAAUUUAUUCGAGCUGUUUAUCGGGCUGGAAAUGCGGUUUGUAGAGACUCUAAGCCUGGUGAGGUAGUCGCCAUCAUUGCCAAUCUUGAUAAUCUAGUGUAUAUGGCACUAAUCGCGGGCCUUAUGAAUGUGGGCCUUGUGCCUUUCCCUAUAUCACCGCGGAAUUCAUCACUCGGUAUCGUUGAUCUACUACGUAAAAGCUCUGCACACCGACUGCUCGCUACGCACGCUACCCUGAGCGGGCUAAUCGAUGAACUCAAAUCAGAGAUUCAAUCAGGCGGACCGUACGUGCUCAACAUCGAGGAGGCUCCGAACCUACAACAGGUGUUUCCAUAUUUAGCAAAAGAGACCUUGGAACAUCCGUUCAUGCCUCCAUUUCGCACUUUUACCCCGAAAGAUACUGAUACUGUGCUUUAUCUGCACUCGUCGGGUUCUACUGGUUUUCCCAAACCUGUCCGGCUUUCUUAUCUCAACCUCAAAGACUACAUUUCUGUUCUGUGCAUGGAAGAGAUGCGGAGUCUUGGGUUCAAGCGCUACGGUGCGGCCGGUUUACCACCUUUCCAUGUAAUGGCAGUGUUCAACCAGCUCUUCGUCGCAUUAUAUGCCCAAAUCACCGUCUGUUUAUUACCUCCGGUGGUAACAAAACCUGAUGCCCUUCCUGUGAUGAUGUCUGCCGACAAUAUACUCGAAAAUGCGAGGCUUACACAGGCUUCUGCUAUCCUUACUAUCCCCACAUUCCUGACCAUCUGGUCUCAUUCAGAAGAAGCCGUUCGGCAGUUGACUCAAUACACCCUCGUGUUCUAUGGUGGUGGACCGCUCCCACCAAGCACCGGCGAUUAUCUAGUGUCCCGCGGGGUCAAGGUUGUCACAGCGUAUGGCGGUACUGAAAUGGGGUUGCUAAUCAAAGCUACUAUUGAUCCGAAAAACUGGUCGUAUGCGGAGUUUUCGGACAAGUGCAAAAUUCGAUGGAUGCCUCAAGGCGAUGGAACUUUUGAAGCCCAGUUUUUAACGACAAAUCUCCAUCACCCUGCAGUCGAAAACAUUUCUGAUGUAAAAGGUUAUGCCACUUCCGACCUAUUUGUACCCCAUCCCACUAACCCUAACAAGUGGAAGAUCGUUGGCCGUGUCGACGACGUGAUCAUUCAUUCGUCCGGCGAAAAAACGGUACCCGGACCUAUGGAAUCCAUUAUCACAGCAACUCCCUUAAUUCAAGGAGCCGUCAUAUUCGGACGGGAGCGCGACCAAACAGGUCUCCUCGUAGAACCGUCGAUGACUCAUGAAAUAGAUGUGACAGAUCCUGCCCAAAUUUCUGCAUUUCGAAAUUCCAUAUGGAAUCUGGUGGAAGACGCAAAUCGAAUCGCUCCCGCUUUCAGCAGAAUUUUCAAAGAAUUGAUCUUAGUUGCUUCGCCCGACAAGCCUCUUCCUCGAGUAGGAAAGGGUACCGUUGCUCGAAAAGCUGCGUUAGCAUUGUACGAACCUGAAAUCAAUCAGCUGUAUGCAAUCGUGGAAUCAAACUCUGGUGGUGAUUCGGUCGAUCCUCCCAAAUCAUGGACAGUGGUGGACGUUGAAUCGUGGCUUGUUGCUCAAAUAACGGAUAUUCUGUCCAGUGGGAUCAACGUAAACCCCAAGCUUGACCUUUUCGAACAAGGCUUCGACAGUCUGGUAUCUACCAUAUUGCGAUUGCAUAUCGUGAGCGCAUUGCGGAAAACUAAUGCUGUUUUUGCGAGAGAGGUCCCUCAAGGUGUUGUAUAUUCGCAUCCUACGGUGGAGCGUCUUGCGCGGUACAUAAUCAGUCUUGUCAACAACCUUGACGCAGAUGCCUCUUUGGCUAAAACACGACCACAGCUUAUUGAAGAGAUGAUUGAAAUGUACUCUCAGGGAUUGGAUGCUCCUUUUCCUCCUCCAAAAAUUCCUCUCAACACUGAGAAACACAACGUUCUUCUGACGGGAUCCACAGGAAACUUGGGCGCUGAAUUGCUUGCCGGGCUGCUCUCGAAUGAGUCGGUUCACCGAGUCUACGCGCUCAAUCGUCUAUCGUCCAAAGCUUCAAUGCUCGAUCGACACUCUGCACGGUUUGAAGAUAAAGGCUUAGAUACUUCAUUGUUGUUAUCUCCCAAGCUGGUUUUUCUAGAAGGAGAGUCGUCCAGCGACAAUUUAGGUCUCCCAGAAAAUAUGCUCGAUGAGUUACGUAAAAAUUUAACUCUGGUGAUCCACAAUGCCUGGAGGUUGGAUUUCAAUCUAUCACUUUCAUCCUUCGAAUCGCAUAUCAAGGGCGCCCGUUCAUUGAUAAAUCUUGCGCGUUCGAGCCAACACUCGUCCGACAUUAGAAUUCUUUUCACUUCUUCGAUAGCAUCUACCCAAUCAUGGGAUGUAGGAAAGGGACUCUAUCCUGAGGAAGUUGUCAUGGACUCGAGUUAUGCUAUGGGAGGAGGUUAUGGUGAAAGUAAAUAUGUCACUGAACGCAUACUUGUUCAAAGUGGCUUGCAAGUAACAUCGUUCCGGAUCGGUCAAAUAUGUGGUGGAGAACCCAAUGGGGCAUGGGCAAUGACUGAUUGGCUGCCAAUUCUAAUCAAGUCCGGCCUUACCCUAAACAAGCUUCCCGAUGCACAUGGGGUUGUCUCUUGGGUCCCUAUGGAUGCCGUAACUUCUACAGUGCUGGAUACUGCGUUCCUCAAAGAUCGCGCUCCUAUCGCUGUCAAUGUUGUGCACCCACGACCAAUUAGUUGGUCUGUCGUAAUGCGAAACAUACGACACGCUCUUAUUCGCGAGAAAUCCCUUUCCCCCGAAGAUUUAACUCUGAUCCCCUUCCAACAAUGGGUAUUAGAGUUAGAGAAGCACGUCGAUAGUUCUUCCGAUGACCUUCCGGCCUUGAAAUUAUUGAAUUUCUUUCAACUUCAAGCCUCUGCUGAUGACCGUAUCAAAGAAACCCAGGCAGGUGAAAGCCUUGGACUUACUCCAUUGAAAAUAGAAAAUGCGGAAAGGAUAAGUCAAACAAUGAAGAAUCUUGAAGCGCUCGAAGCUUCCAUCGCAGAAAAGUGGGUCAAGUACUGGGUUCGGUCUGGUAUGUAACAUUAUGUGAGCGUGUAGUUUUGAUAUGUAGAUGACUCGACGAGACUGUUUAAACAUGGCAUCAUACAAAUUUAGAAACGUCAAA